Messenger RNA from Spea bombifrons (plains spadefoot toad), 5935 nucleotides. It is a transcript of the gene BRD10, whose product is annotated as KIAA2026 ortholog. The transcript has 8 exons. The record is from RefSeq and is a predicted model, not a curated record. Gene Ontology annotation, molecular function: protein binding. The coding region runs from base 20 to 5509 and encodes 1829 amino acids. Lineage: Eukaryota; Metazoa; Chordata; Amphibia; Anura; Pelobatidae.
AGCAACAGCUAUCUCGGAUAUGGAGGUUGUGUGUGGUGAUCAGGGGCAUGAGGAAACUGUGGAGGAUGUGGUACACAAAUCUUUGAUGGCUGCUGACCAAGAGGAAUCCAAAACCAAGUCAGAUUUGGGUUCACAACUCGGUCAGAGGGGGCUGGUAGAGGACAGUGAGUUACCUGGUGCUGUCAUAGACCAUGAGGAAAAGCAGGAAGCCACAAAACAACAAGAGGGACAGGGGAGGCCUGCCUCAGAUGGGGCAUCAGGUGCGGAAACUGAAAAAGUGCAUGGAAGUUGCAGGGUUUUGGGGACUGUGUCCCUGCUGAAGAUGGAGGAGAAGUUUUCCUCUGGCCAGUAUCAGGGGAUUGGGGACUUUGUGGCGGAUUUCAAAGCAAUGUUGGAAGGUUGCUACCAGUUGCAUGGGGUUGACCACUGGCUCUCCAAGCAAGCCCAUAAACUGGAGUUGAUGUUGGAGCAGAAGCUAUCCCUGCUGUCCCGCAAUUCGAGAGACAAAACCUUGCUAGUUUUAACGUCGAAAGACCAAUGUGGGCUUGAGGAUAAAAAAGAAGCCACCUGUACAUCAACUAGAAGGAGAUCCACAACAAGAAGCUUGUCCAGUGUAAACACUGGGGCAGUGAAGUCUCUAAUGGUGCAUAUCCUAAGACAGAUAGAGCUUCUGAGGGCAAAAGAAGAAAAAAGGCUUAAAGAGCAAGAAAAAAGAGAAGCCGAAGAAGCAAGUCUAAAAGAAGUGGAAGAAUGGGACAAAAGGCUUUUGGCAUUCGCUGAGCCUUCAUGCAUGGAGACCAUGUGGGAAAUACCAGCAAUUGGUCAUUUUCUUUGCUUAGCACAACAAAUUUUAAACUUGCCUGAAAUCGUUUUCUAUGAACUGGAACGUUGUUUAUUGAUGCCUCAGUGCAAUGUAUUUCUUUCAAAGAUAAUGUCGUCUUUGUUAAGCCCUCCACAUCGCAGAACAACUUUACACCGCAGACCUAAUCUCCCAUACCGGGCUUGGGAAGCAGCUCUUAGGCAGAAGGUGCAACAGUGGUAUACCAUCAUAGGUCAGGCUGAGAAUCCUGAUCGGUGUGCUGAGAAACUUGGACUCUGUGCUCAGUUUUUUCAGGUCCUUGGCGAAGUUAGUCCACUUGAAGAGAAGGCAUUUCACGAGCUGCCAUUUCAACAGAAGGUUUGGCUACUGAAGGGUCUCUGUGACUUUGUAUAUGAGACUCAGAAUGAAGUCCAAGAUGCAGUGCUUGCACAACCUAUUCAUGAAUGUAGAGAGGUAAUUUUGGGUUAUGACGCCCAGGAAAAUGCAUACAUUCAUUUUCCUCAGUUUUGUGGAGCUGAUGUCAGGGUGUACAAACAGAAACCAUUUCGAGCUCCGCAGUUUCCAGUUCCACCCAUUCAUAUAAAAAGGACACCAAAAAUAAAGCCAGAUAAAACCAAAAAUAAGAACUCAAACAAAAGUAAUGGAGAGCUUAGGUCUACAAGGUGCAAAUCUCCAAGCCCUGGGGAUGACCCAGAGCAUUAUUGUGAGCAUCAUGAGGACCAUUAUACAAAAUGUAACGAUGAGAACUACAGUAGUAGUACUGAGCAGGACGUGUCGUCAGCCUGUGAGAUCGAUAUUCAGAGGCCGUGUAAAACUAUACAAACUGGAUGUUGCAAAGAAAAUAUGGAAAAACCUGUUAGCCCAGGAGAACUUGUUGGUUUUGGGGAACCUCUAAGCCCAGGAGAAAUAAGGAUUCUUGAAAAUGUAGAUAAAUAUGAAGAAACAAACAUUGUCAAACAGGAGAGCAGUCCUUUAAAAGAAAAUGCCCUUAAAACAUGCAAGGUCAAUGUCAACGGAAGCCACAAUGAUGGUCCUGAUUUUGUUUGCCAUCGGGGGGCAGUAGACACUAUCUUAGAUCACUCUUCACCGAACCACAAGAAACAAAAGCUCAGGAGGAUGCGGGCAAAAAAGAAAAAAAAGAAGAAGAAAUUGAAAACUAAUGUAAAUGAAAAUCUGCAGGGUAAAUGUGAGAGUCUGCAACUACACACACUCAAAUCUAUUAAGACUGAAAUUCAAAGUAAGUUGUACAUUAUGAAGAAGAGAGUGAAGCACAAGAAGCACAAAUCUGGAAAAAAAGCUAUCUCCAAGAGGACAGUAGAAAAGAAGAGGACAGUUAUUCCGACUGCUCCAGAAUUCCAGCUUGUAUGUACCAAUCUUGAUGAACUCAGGGAAUUGAUCAAGAAAAUAGAUGGAGAGCUUAAAGGCUUGGAGAAUAACAAAAAGAAAUCUGAAAAGUGGCACUUCAAGAGACAAGGUGUGAAGGAACUACAUAGUACCUUGGUACGUCUGUUAAAUGAAUUGCUCCCGUGGGAACCAAAGCUCGUCAAAGCGUUUCAAAGAAACAGAGCCAGACUGAAAAAGGAUUACGAUGAUUUUAAAAAGCUUCCAGAUUAUGAACAUUUCAUAAGGGAAUCCAGUUUUCAAGAAGAAUCUCAGACAAAGGAAUCUCCAAACUCUGUUACAAAUACUGAAAUACUCCAGCAGGAGGCUUUGACACAGGACUGCAUUGAGAAGUCGCCGAAGACAGAGAUGGAAGUUUCUUUAAAGGGAAGAUCACCUAAAAAAGAUUCAAUUACAAAAGAUUUGCUGAAGUCCCCUCCUAGAACAUGUAAGCGCCAGUACAAACAAUGCAUGUAUGCAGAUAAUGAACCAAGAGAGGCUUUGCCAAGAAAAAAAGUAAAGUUUAGCUCACAAGAGUCUGUGUGUAAGUCCAUGGAAAGUGUAAGUACACGGUCAAAUACCUGCUGCAGCUCAACAGACCACAAAGAGAGGGAGUCGGAAGCCCCACUUGUACUACAAGGCUCUCCUCCUGCACCUUUAGCUGGUCAUGGGACCAAACCUAUCCAAGCAUUGCUUGCAAAAGAUAUAGGGAACAAAGUGGCCUUAACAAGUCAGCUGGCUCAAUCCAGCAGUAAAAAUAUAUUUUUUCCUGAAAGUUCAGGAUUGUUGCCCUCAGAGUUGGGUCAGACGAAGCCCCAACUUUGUAGCCAAACCACUUCAAAGGCUCCACUGCAAAUGAUUUACAAGCUGCCGGAUGGACAAUGCCUCCCCAUUGAUUUGCAGAAUUCACCUGUAAGAAUUCAGAUGCAGCCUGUGAUUGAUUCAAAAACUGGAGAUAAACUAAUGCAGCAAGUUCUCUGUUUGCCUAAAAAUCUUUUUGUACAGCACAAAGAUGGACAAAAUACUACAUUGCAAAGUCACCUAAUCCAACCUAAUACAAUGGGACAACACUGUAUAACAAAUGUGCCACCUUCAUCCGUUCCCUUCAAAGAUUUCGUCACUCCAGCAACAACUACACACCACACAUCAUCGCUUUGUAAGAAGAGUGUGAUUCAGUUGGCAAAGUCUCCAAACCUUGUUACGUCACUACCAUCUCUAUCAACAGAACAGCUGAAAACAUCGCAAAGCAACAGCUCUGUGUUAGCAGCCAAUAGCCCAAACACAAUGAUGCCAUCUGUUAUUUCACUACCAGUUCAGGCUGACCGUGGAAACUUACCACCGGGUAGAGGCAAUAACACAUUGGUUGAUAACAUGGCGAACGCCGCUACCACACUUAAUAAGGAUCUAUUGGAAACAAAGCAAGAACUGAAAACUGUGUGCAUUAGAGACUCUCAGUCCAUUCUUGUGAGGACACGAGGUGGCAACACCGGUGUUGUUAAAGUGCAAACAAACCAAGACCAGAGUCCUUCUGUGAUAAGUCCCGUUUUUUCUUUCACAACACAACCACAGCCAUUCUUAGUGUCAAAAUCUAAAACAUCUUCAUCCUCCACAUUUACAUCUAUAAGUCCAUCUACCACUGCCCCUCUUUUGCUGCCUUGCUUCCAUUCUUCCCAAGGACUCUCAACCCCGCCAGUUAUUCCACAUUCUAGCAGUGUAACAAAAGACACAGACUCCAACAUUACAUCUUCUAAGAUCCAUCUUCCAAACAGUGAAAUGACAUGCCAAGUUCCAGAUAACAUAGGGCAACCAUCUCAUCUUCUAACCACCGCAUCAACAACAAAAUCUUGGCUGCCAUCAGACAUUCAGGGUAAGGUGAAUAUCACGACUGGUUUUACUAGCACUGUAUUUUGCAAUAGUAUACGACAAGGUAAUGUCAUUGUUACACAAGCUAUGGCAGGCACAAAACAGACUGAACCCAAGGCUAGUGACAUAUCUGUGGCACAGCCAGACAGUACUACCACAACGGACUCUGAACUCAUAAAUGCACCUUCACUCCAAAAGCUCAUGUUGGUUGCAGCACCUCCUAUUCUCUCACCUGGCAGUUCACCUAAAAUGAGUUUGUUGACUGCACCAACAUCAUCUGGUCUGCCUUCUCAAAAGCUUCUGUUCAUUAAUGCUCAAAUUCCUGCUGGCCCACCUAAUUCUGGUUUAACACUGCAAACCACCAAGCAAGCAUCCACUCCUGUAAUUGGGAAAACGUUUGUUAAAACAGCUGAGCAACCACAGCUUAUUUUAAUUCCAUCCAACAUGGCAUCCGCUGUAAAAGUGAAUUCUGCAUCUACUUUGUCAUCUUGUGUAAAAAUGAAUUCUGCGCCUAUUGUUUCUCAAGUUAAAGAUGUUAAAAUUGGGCUUACUAUAGGCCAGACUUUUGUUAAUAGCAGUGUUGCUGAAAAACAUAUCUUGCCCAUUAAUGUUCUGCAAAACACAUUGAGCAAAGGAGAGGGAAGCCUGCAGAGUUUUGCAGUGCCUGGAGCACCGAAUAUAAAUCAAGUUCAGACUACUGGACAGUGUGUGGGUAUUGGUGGUGACUGCAUGGUAACCAAGUCAAAGGAUGUUGCUGCUUCUGCUAAAGUACCAUCUACCGGUUCUGUCGGAACACUGUGUACAACAUUGGGUAUAAAUAGUAAUAACACACCAAGGUGUGUACCAGCUUUCUCUAAUAGACCGAAUUCUGCAACUGUUGGAAACACUGUAGCUAUAUCCACUGUAAAAACAGGGCAUCUUUCUUCAUCUGUCCUGCUCUCCACUACAAUGUCUGGGCGAGUAAAUAGUGUAUUGUCACCUGUGUCGAUGGCAUACACGUCCCUUGGGGUCUCUCCAAAGGUGGCAACUCCUGCUGUUGGAACGCAACCAGCACCAAAAGGCAUUACUGAGAAGGUUCAGUUUCCAUCAACUAAGUUCACAGAUCCAUUGGCAAUAAAUGUUAUGAAGCCACAAGCAAUACAGACUCCGCUUUUGAUGCCUACAGUAGCUAAAGUAGGACCAGCUCAUAGUGGGCCUCAAGGACCCUCUCAUGUUUUACAAACAGUUUACCAGCCAAAAGCACAGUUAAGCGACUCAAACAUUCACCAGAAAAUUGUUCUCAACACCAGCACGCCUCUGGCACCUGGAACUCAGAUCACAAUUAAUGGAACUCGUUUUAUUGUCCCACCUCAAGGACUUGGAGUAGGGAGUCAUAUCCUUCUUAUAUCUACUAAUGCGAAGCAAGGGCAUUCUUUGGCCGGUAACUGCGCAGUUUUCUCAAAAUAAUACCACAGCACAAAGCACUCAGUUGAAGCAAAGUGUUCCUUUAUUGCAUCCCACAAGUCAAUCUUUUAGUUUGCAAAAGCAGAAUACUUCUUGUGGCACAAAUCCUGCACCACACACUGCAAACACAGCACCAAAAGACUUUUCCAUAUCGCACGGAUCCGCUGUAGACAGGUCUGAAUUAACAUGCCCUCAGCCUCCAGCUGGACUUCAGCCACUACUUGUCCAUACUAUACAGGGAGGUAGCCUUUACCAGCCAAACAAGAAUUCACAGCUUCCUAGUGAUAUUCCAGAUAAUGGUGGAGGCAGUUUAAAUGCCAUAAACUCUGCGUUGAACAAGGUACCGUCAGAUCCAGUCAUUUCUCCCAGUGUGCAAGACCUUGGUGAAAGAUAAACCAUGCGCAUUCGCAUCUUAAAUACACCAGCUUC